AUGCAGAAAAUCAAAAAAAUUCAUGAAAAAAUGGAAAAAAAACCCGUAAUGGGUAAGAAUAAGAAAAGGGGCGGAAAUUUCAGUGAUUCAAAAUUUCAGAAUUUCCGGAUUUCCGAAUUUCAGAAUCUUAAAAUUUCAGAAGCUGAGAAUCUGGAAAUCUGA
Caenorhabditis briggsae is the source of this 162-nucleotide messenger RNA. The transcript is spliced from 2 exons. NCBI's taxonomy places the organism in Eukaryota, Metazoa, Nematoda, Chromadorea, Rhabditida, Rhabditidae. The record is from RefSeq and is a predicted model, not a curated record. Bases 1 to 162 code for a protein of 53 amino acids.